This is a messenger RNA of Haliotis rufescens (red abalone), 3268 nucleotides long. Its product is annotated as G-protein coupled receptor Mth-like. Gene Ontology annotation, molecular function: G protein-coupled receptor activity. The record is from RefSeq and is a predicted model, not a curated record. The coding region runs from base 73 to 2289 and encodes 738 amino acids. The transcript has a single exon. Gene Ontology annotation, biological process: G protein-coupled receptor signaling pathway; cell surface receptor signaling pathway. Lineage: Eukaryota; Metazoa; Mollusca; Gastropoda; Lepetellida; Haliotidae. Gene Ontology annotation, cellular component: membrane.
CAGCCCUGCUCCAAUUGAAGGCGAUCUGAACUAACCCAGCAGUGUAUCGAAAGACUUGCUGUUAGAUACACCAUGAAGAACGUACCCAACACAAUCGGAAGCAAGGUUUUCUUUUUAAUUAUUUUCACAAGCCAGAUUGUGUUAAUCACUUUGGACCAAGGGGUAAUUGGAACGGAGCAAGAACUCCAUGGCGUGUAUUUUUCCAACUCUCCAAACCUAUCCUGCUCUACUUGGUCGUGCCAACAAAAUAAUUACUGGAGACCAUCGAAUGUAAGAGGAUACUUCAGAGACAUGGGGUGUGCUUGUGACCAGUAUUGUGGAAUUGUGGGAGAUUGUUGCAUGGAUUACAAUUCUAACUCAGACGAUGAUGAGAUGGGGACACUUGAUAGAAUAGAACCUCACCUCCGCUGUGUCCAAGACUCGACUGUGGCCACUGAGGACGGGUUUUUAGCUGUGGUCAGUUGUCCCCAAAGCUGGUUGGGAUCUGAGACUGAGGUUUUAUGCAAGUCUGACAAUGUCAGCGAUCUGAUGCUGAGACUACCAGUUACAGGGAAUCACUCGGGCCUUGUAUACCGCAACCUGUACUGCGCUGUGUGCCACGACGAACCCUAUCAGUUGUGGCGACCAACGGUUGACUGCAGUUCAAUGAAACCAUUAGAUCUUACUGCGGCAUCCAUGAUGGACGAAAUCCUGGAAAACCAGAAUUGUCAUCUUCAAAAGCUUACUCCAAAAAAAGAAGGAAAAUACCGACCGUGUAAACCGGAUGUCAUUAAAAGUUGUGCUCCGGAUUUCAAUGAUACGGACAUGAUAUCAAGGUGUGUAUCAAGUGUGCAUAUGCAAUUGGCGUUCUCUGAAUCAGGUGGGACGUUUUAUAACGUUGAAUGUGCCCUGUGUAACUACCAUUCUCCCUCCUGCCUAAACAAUGGCGUGAGACCCUUUGGAAAGGGCGUUCGAUCAAGAGGAUUUUACUCUUUUUCAAUUCUGUUUGACUUGAACACCCAAACCGGAUCAACUCAAGUAGGCUCCAGACUAAACAAGGUCCAACAACAAGUAAACAUGACACAUACGUGUCCCAGAUUUCAGGUUUACGACCCAUUCAUUCGAAGGUGUCGUAAUGUUUAUACAGAUGUUGUAGUACAUCCAGAACUGACUUCACAUGUUACAAAUUUUAGCCAUAGUUUAAGCAGCAACGCCGGUGAUUGUUCACGACUUCGAUUAAAUGGAAGCGAGUUUGCCAUUUCUGAAGACGGCACAUUAGAGACUGUAUCGGGAUAUGUAUUCGACCAGUCGGAAUACUAUUAUGAUGGAAAAUUCGCCUAUGUGUGUACCAAUUUAACCCAAAAUUUCACAGAAAUAUCAACUUUCAUUGAUCAAAAGACAGAAUUUAAUUUCUCACCAAUGACAGCUAUCAUCACAUCAGUAGGUUUAUUUGUUUCUUUAUUAGGACUGAUGAUUACCAUGGUGAUAUAUGCCCUCAUCAAAUCUCUGAGAAAUAUUCCUGGGAAAAUCAUUCUCUCCCUUACCACGUCGUUGUUCUUUGCCAACCUGACUGUGCUCUUCGCACCACGGGCUGAAAGUUUUCCAACUUUAUGUAAAGUUAUUGCGGCGUUGAUGCACUAUCUGUUCCUGGACGCAUUCUUGUGGAUGAACGUAAUGGCGGCAGAUGUCUGGUUCACAUUCUCCAAGAGUUUUGUCAAGGCGGGCGAUGGUGGGAAGUCGUCGAAGAGGUUCAUAUUUUACAACGUUUAUGUCAGGGGAGUUGCCAUCGUUCUUGUAACGGCAGCCGUAACUGUCGACAACGUGGUCUCUGAAAGUCAGUUCAAGCCAAAUUACGGACGUGGGUUAUGCUGGAUAACAAACAAACGAGGCCUACUUGUGUUCUUUGCUUCGCCCUUAUUUCUUCUCAUUUGUCUUAACUUUGUAUUUUUCUCCAUUGCUGCCAAGAAUAUCCACGAUGCUAAGCGGAAGUCUGCUAUCUAUUUGGGCAAAGGUGACAGGAGCCAAUUUGGUAUUUAUGUCAAACUGUCUGUUGUAAUGGGAUUGACGUGGGUGUUGGGGUUCUUGGCCUCGCUGUUCCCUUACACCGUAAUGUGGUGCAUUUAUAUAAUCUUCAACACUCUUCAAGGCAUGUUUAUAUGUAUAGCGUUUGUGUUUACAAGAAGGGUUUUGCAUUCACUCCGGGAGCGAUUUAUCAAUCUACGGAGACAGUCUGCCGCCUCUGGCCAGAUGCCCUCAACCCCCACACGUAGCACUGUUCUCACCUUCAAGAUCACAGACCGAGUGCAGUAAGUGUUCAAGCUGUUUUUACAGCUGCAACAUCGCAGUACAACUUUUCCAAGGCCCCAUGACGUGUUUACAUGAACCACGGAGCGAGAGAAGAUGUGUUACGCCUUGUAUCUAUUGGAUGUGGUAAUAAUACAGACUACUGCUUGUUACUGCAUCGGAUUACAUUCGCUGUUAUGGCUUCGUGUGCAGUGAAACCUGAUUAACACGACAUUUAGUGUACAUGCGUGUUGCACUCGGCAAUAUUUCUGCUAUAGACAGCGGCCUGUAAAUAAUGUCUUGACCAGACAAUCCAGUGAUUGAUAUUGUGAGCAACGAUCUACUUUGUAGGGGUACAACGACACACCAUCAACCAAGUAAGUCUGAUCACAGAAAUCCUUUACGUCGCCUCUUACGAUAUGCAAUGGUUGUUGGGGACCAAUUGUAACGUGGAAUCAACACGUGGGCGAAAUUCAAUAACCUGACAGAUCCCUUAAAACGAUAUGUCUACAAAACUAAGCGGAAACAAACUUUCAUAUUUCUUAUUCGACAUGACAGAACACGAAGUAGGGUGAGUUAAUGCCUGUAUAAAUGCUAAGGCCGGUACCAAAAAUAAAACAUUAUGAGAGAUUGUGAUGUCAUAUCUAUUGUGACGUCUUUACAUAUUACAUCAAAUAGUUGGGUCUGCAUUCGUUUGUCUUGAAAAUAUGGAUACUAAACAAAAAUAAUUACCCCACGGUUAAAGUCAACUAAUCGUGACAAAAUUAAUGACAUUAACAUAUUAUUCGUUAUUACCAGCUGGUUUGUUAUAUCUAACAAUACACGUCCCACCCCUAAUGUUAUAAGUCAAUAAGACUAGUGCAAUAUGCAUACAACGUACGGGUACAUUUGUUACUUCAAAAGAUAGUUGCCUGUUUCAAACAGUUCGAGAUUUGAUGUUAAUAUACUGGUACGCGCAUGGGACGUGGAUACAUAUACUCGAUGAUGGUGUUCACCAAAAAGGAUU